This is a messenger RNA of Coccinella septempunctata (seven-spotted ladybird), 611 nucleotides long. Its product is annotated as U7 snRNA-associated Sm-like protein LSm10. Gene Ontology annotation, molecular function: U7 snRNA binding; histone pre-mRNA DCP binding. Gene Ontology annotation, cellular component: nuclear body; cytoplasmic U snRNP body. The transcript is spliced from 2 exons. Gene Ontology annotation, biological process: mRNA 3'-end processing by stem-loop binding and cleavage. The record is from RefSeq and is a predicted model, not a curated record. NCBI's taxonomy places the organism in Eukaryota, Metazoa, Arthropoda, Insecta, Coleoptera, Coccinellidae. Bases 84 to 467 code for a protein of 127 amino acids.
GUUAUUUACUCUAUGCUAUGAAUAUGACUACCGGUAGUAGUGCGGGUAAAAUUCGAAUCGUCAGUGUGCUUUGAUCGUCUAAAAUGCAUUCUAAUCAAGAUAAAUUCAAAAUAUUUAAUUCGCUAACUGGAAUAGUAGUGGGUCUAGAAGGCGAAUACACCACCAUCGAUCUGAGAAAUGAAGCAAUAGUUACAGGAAAAAUUGAAAGUGUGGACGGGAUGAUGAAUAUAAAUAUGGAGGAUGUAACUUUUUAUGAUGCAAGAGGUGUGAAGCAAUCAUUUGAAACCUUUUUCGUAAAUGCAAGAACAAUUCGUCAUGUCCAUAUACCGAAUAAUUUAACUCCAGAGGAAUUAUUUUCCAGACAACAAAUGAAGAUGUCUAGGGUGAUUACCAAAGAAAAACCUACAUUCAAAAAAGUGAGAGCCCAAAGGAAAAAUGCAGAGACUGUUAGAGAAGCCUUCAAAUAGCUUACUCAUAUUUUAAUUCUUUAAAUUCAUUUUGUCGGAAUUACUGUAAUUACACAUAUCUCCAGUUUUAGUGCUUUUUAUUAUCAGAAAAAUAUAUUAUUAUCAGAGGGAUGUCUUAUAAAUAAUAAAAGUGUGUUGAAAUUC